Molecule: messenger RNA, 1402 nt
Organism: Triticum dicoccoides
Lineage: Eukaryota; Viridiplantae; Streptophyta; Magnoliopsida; Poales; Poaceae
Product: protein UPSTREAM OF FLC-like
Exons: 4
Coding region: 1-795 (264 amino acids)
Source: RefSeq, a predicted model, not a curated record
AUGGAGGGGCGGGGGAGGCGGCCGCGGAGCCCGGAGCGGCAGAGGCCGCCGGCGAGGAAGGUGCCGGUGGUGUACUACCUCACGCGGAGCUGCCACCUCGAGCACCCGCACUUCGUCGAGGUGCCGGCGCCCUCCUCCUCCGACGGGCUCUACCUCCGAGAUGUGAUUCGUCACCUCAACAUGGUGCGCGGCAAGGGCAUGGCCUCCAUGUACUCCUGGUCCUGCAAGAGGAGCUACAAGAACGGAUUCGUGUGGCACGAUCUCGCCGAGGACGACCUCGUCCUCCCGGCCACCGACGGCGAGUACGUGCUCAAGGGCUCCGAGAUCCUGGACCAACCUUCUUCAGGCCAAUUUCACCAUGGGAGUAAUGGCAACCAGAAGCAGCAGAGCAGGGUGAAAGAGGGUACAAGGUUGCCUUUGUCAAGGGAGGCCUCCUUCUCCUCCUCCCCACCUAGUGUGACAGUUAGAGAAGCCAAGCCUCGGCGCGUGCCGUCGGUGCCUUCACGGGACGAGGACGACUCCCCCUCACCCUGCCGGGGCACCUCCUCGGAGACAAUGUCGCCGGAGUCGGAGCCUCAGAGGACUGUCAUGUCAUGGCCGACGCCGGCAGAAUUCAGGGUUUUCAAGCCUACCGGUUUGAUGGAUGCCGCAACUCAAACCGAUGACCUCGGCAGAAGAUCAGCACGGAGAGUACCUGAGAUGCAUAAGAAGAGCCUGAGCACCGAUCAUGACGCUGUGGUUCGUGAUGUCACCGAGUACCGGCAACAGAGCCAUCCGCGCCGUGUUGACAGGUAGCCAAUCUCCUGUAGUUUUGUGGGUGCCUCACUGCUGCGUGCAUGCAUCCUGUUUCCUGCUCCUCUCCACCCUCCCUAGAGGGCAUGCAGCUUGUCGGGUGCCGGCGUGUGUGCUUGCAGGUCCUACCGUCCUAGCAACUGAUGGGUCACCCCUUUUCGGCGAGCACUACAUGCAGUGUGGACGAGCGUGGUAUGCAGUGCAGGCGAUUGUGCCGUGCAGCUUGCCAGGCGUCUGGGCGACGAACCUCACUUGCAGCUCCCUCCUCCACUCCUUGUUGUUCACGGGAAGCAGAUGACAAGUGCACUGCACUAGGGGUGGCCGGUGUCAUACUUUUUUUAAGUAGUUCAUCUUGUUAUGUCUUUUUUUAGUAGUCAUCUUGCUGUAUGUUUCAGUUUGACCAUGUUAAUGCAUGCAGCUCUUUGCUGGUUUGGGUGCAGCUCACAAGCAUUUGUGGAGUUCAACGGCGCACAGGCUUGCGCGUGCGGUCCCAAAGGAUGAAGUGAUGUAGUUCUAUUGGAUGCCCUGUUACUCAAUUUUGUUGUUGUUAAAAAGUGCACUGCAUUAGUUUAUUGUAAAAACUGCAGUUUAUUACCGUGAUUUGGCUUGU